AUGAAAGGAUUGAAACAAUCGUUCAAAAAGUUGGGCCGAAGUAAAUCGAUAGCCAGCGUCGGCAGCGGUGGCCAGGGAUGGGACGGCCAGGAAAAGGAGGCCCUAAUUGACCGGAGCAUCAAACGUGUGGCAUAUCUCGAGUCGUUUCCCAAAGUGAUUGAUUACAUGGGAUAUGAAUUGCCGGGCGAUGUCAUCAACCCUAAGGUGUUGGACAACAUCCAGGACUUGGAUGUCCGCGAGAGUGACAUAUUUAUCGUGUCGUACCCGCAGUCCGGGGCGUCGGCUGUGGAGGAGUUGGUGCUUAAACUGGUGGACAAAAUGCUGGAGAAACAACCGCAGGGCCGGCGGCAGCGCUCGGCUAGUGUGAGCCGUUUGGAGGCCGCCCACCCGUACGGACACCUCCGGUGGCUGAACGCCCUGAAGUCGCCCCGCAUUUUGGCCUCUAAUCUCCCGCUGGCUUUGAUGCCCGACUCCGUCAAAACUCCCGUUUGCAAAAUAAUAUAUGUGUUGCGUAACCCAAAGGACCAGUCGGUGUCGUACUACUACCAGCACCGGGUGAAAGGCAUACUGUCCUCGUUUGACGACUUCAUAUCCCUCUAUAUGUGCGGACACUUACUAUACGGCGAUUACUUCUCACACAGUUAA
This is a messenger RNA of Medioppia subpectinata, 645 nucleotides long. NCBI's taxonomy places the organism in Eukaryota, Metazoa, Arthropoda, Arachnida, Sarcoptiformes, Oppiidae. The record is from the annotation of a GenBank genome assembly.